AUGGCUACUGCCACAGAUGAGAAGCGGGAACCUAUACCGGUAGAUGAGGCUGCUGUAGCACCUGAGCUGCCGGUAAAAGGUGAAGUCGAAGUACCAUACAGUAUAUAUACGAGUAAGGAGAAAUGGCUCAUUGUAGCCAUGGUAGCGCUCGCGGGUUUCUAUAGCCCUCUGCCUGCAAACAUCUAUUUCCCAGCCAUACCAACACUCGCCCGCGCAUUCGGCAAGUCAAUAGACGACAUCAACCAAACCGUUACCGUGUACCUGGUAUUCCAAGGAAUCAGCCCUAUGCUAUGGGGCCCCAUCAGUGACCGCUAUGGCCGUCGCCUCGUCUACCUCGUGUGCCUAGGCAUCCUCGUCGCAUCGAGCAUCGGCCUAGCACUCUGUCCCACGAAUCACUUCUGGCUUCUAUUAUUCCUACGCUGUUUCCAGUCCGGAGGUAGCGCCAGCACCAUCGCUCUUGGCGCAGGUGUCAUCGGAGACAUUUCAACGAGCAGAGAAAGAGGAGGCUACUUCGGCAUGUUCAAUCUCGGUCCUAUGCUCGCACCUUGCAUCGCACCCGCCAUCGGAGGCGCCUUGUCACAAGGACUGGGGUGGCGAUCCAUCUUCUGGUCCAUCGUCAUCAUGGUAGCCGUGUGCCUCCUGUGCAUCGCCCUUUUCCUGCCGGAGACCCUGCGCUCCAUUGCCGGAAACGGCAGUAUCCCUGUGCCUCGCUUACAACGCGCUAUCCUGCCCAUUGUAGGCCAAAAAGCAACCAAAGAAGCUUUCGACCCGGAUUCUCGCGCUAAGCCAAAGCACUCUGUAAACCCAUUCGUUCUCUUCAGUUACCCUGAUGUCAUCGUCCUGCUCACCUUUACCGGUCUCGUCUACGCUGUUAAUUACACCAUUACCGCCACCAUCUCCUCCGCUUUCGCAAAGAUCUACCCUGAUUUGUCGGAGACGGUGCUGGGACUUUGCUAUCUUCCCGUUGGCGCUGGUAUGAUUCUUGGAUCUACCAUGACGGGCAAGAUGCUCGACUGGCAGUACGCAAGCAUGAAAGAGCGGUGUGGUGACAAGUUCACCAUUGAACAUGCGAGGCUGCGUAUCAUGCCCUUUUACCUCUCCCUCUUCAUCGUCUGCGUCAUAGGCUGGGGUUGGACCAUCCAGUCAAAGGCACAUAUCGCCGUGCCGCUGAUUCUCGGCGUCAUGCUGGGAUGGACGUCGAUCGGUAUUCUCAACACUACCAUGACGCUGAAUAUUGAUAUUCUGCAAUCGCGAAGCUCGGGCGCUACGGCGUGUACGAACUUGGUGCGCUGUUCGCUGGCCGCCAUCUUGGUGUCUAUCAUCGAUCGCCAGGCGCGUGCGUGGGGCGACGGCUGGACGUAUACCUUUUGGGGCGGCAUCUGUUGCCUGUUGAUGCCGCUUAUGCUGCUGGAAAUUAAGAUGGGUCCUGUGUGGCGGAAGAAGCGAGAAGCCAAGGAGUUGGAGUCUGGGAAGGCUUGA
Alternaria atra is the source of this 1479-nucleotide messenger RNA. RefSeq lists its product as uncharacterized. The transcript is spliced from 2 exons. NCBI's taxonomy places the organism in Eukaryota, Fungi, Ascomycota, Dothideomycetes, Pleosporales, Pleosporaceae. Gene Ontology annotation, molecular function: transmembrane transporter activity. The record is from RefSeq and is a predicted model, not a curated record. Gene Ontology annotation, biological process: transmembrane transport. The coding region runs from base 1 to 1479 and encodes 492 amino acids.